Molecule: messenger RNA, 612 nt
Organism: Eurytemora carolleeae
Lineage: Eukaryota; Metazoa; Arthropoda; Copepoda; Calanoida; Temoridae
Gene: CNPYb
Product: protein canopy 4-like
Exons: 8
Coding region: 71-595 (174 amino acids)
Cellular component (GO): endomembrane system
Molecular function (GO): signaling receptor binding
Source: RefSeq, a predicted model, not a curated record
AGCUUUAUAUUUAUACUAAAUAUCUUUCUUUUAUAGUUGACAUUUUUCAGAAAAUCUGUUAUGAUUUAAUAUGUUUUAUGUUUGGUCAGUUCUUGGGUUCCUCCACUUAGUUUCUUUUGUCAGAGGAGAUAAGUUUGAAGAGGAGAAGUAUGGUGUGAAGUUUGCAUCAGAAUGUGAGGUUUGCAAAGUGUUCACAGAAGAGUUUUCCGCUAAAUUAGAAGAAUCCUCUAAGAAGCACGAGGUUGUUGAGACAGGAUACAGUCAUACCAAAGAGAAGAAGAAAACUAAGUAUGUAAAAUCGGAACUAAGACUGAUCGAAACCUUGGAGGGAAUCUGUGACAGGGUUCUACAAUAUAAUAUUCACAAGGAGAGAAGUGAUUCUACUAGAUUUGCCAAAGGACAGAGUGAAACUUUCAGAACCCUUGAAGGAUUGGUAAGUAAAGGAGUGAAGGUGGAUAUAGGAAUCCCUCACGAACUUUGGGAUAAACCAAGCGCAGAGAUUACGCAGUUGAAAACUCAGUGUGAGAGUUUGUUGGAGAACCAUGAGGAAGACAUUGAAGAUUGGUAUUUUAAUAAUCAGGUAAUAUUAUUUUAAUAAUCAGGUAAUAUUAU